CCCGUUUUCAUAUACUUGCUACUGAAGUGAGCACUGUGCUUCCCCAGCAGCCAGCCCUUGGUUGUCACUAGCUCUCCCCAAGGCCUGGCCCCUCUGCCCCUCUGCCCCCUUCCCAGCACCAGGAUGGUGGAGGCUGGCUUCAGGGGCUGGCUGCUCUGGGUCCUGCUCCUGCACUCGGCCCAGGGCAAGCUGUACACACCCAUCCACCAGCCCAACUACUGUGCUUUCUACGGCGAGUGUGGGAAGAACCCGGAACUGUCGGGCGGCCUUGCCCCCCUGUCCAACGUGUCCUGCCUGUCCAAUACGCCCGCCCGCAAUGUCACAGGUGACCACCUGGCCCUGCUGCAGCGUGUCUGUCCCCGGCUCUACAGUGGCCCUGACACCACCCGAGCUUGCUGCUCCCCCAAGCAGCUGGUGGCCCUGGAGGCAAGCCUGGCAAUCACCAAGGCCCUCCUCACCCGCUGCCCCGCGUGCUCUGACAACUUUGUGAGCCUGCACUGCCAUAACACCUGCAGCCCUGACCAGAGCCUCUUCAUCAACGUGACCCGGGUGGUGGGGCGGGAUGGCGGGCAACUGGCCGUAGUGGCCUACGAGGCCUUCUAUGAGUGCAACUUUGCCCAGCAGACCUACAACUCCUGCAGCCGUGUGCGCAUUCCCGCGGCAGCCUCGCUGGCUGUGGGUGCCAUGUGCGGCAUCUACGGCUCUGCCCUCUGCAAUGCCCAGCGCUGGCUCAAUUUCCAGGGGGACACGGGGAAUGGCCUGGCACCCCUGGACAUAACCUUCCAUCUGUGGGAGGCUGGCCAGACCCCAGGGAGGGGGCUUCAGCCUCUGAAUGCGAAACUCACACACUGUAAUGAGUCCCAGGGGGACAGUGGGGCAGCCUGCUCAUGCCAGGACUGUGCUGCCUCCUGCCCUGCCAUUGCCCAGCCCCAGGCCCUGGACGCCACCUUCCUCAUUGGCCAAAUGGCAGGCGGGCUUGUCCUCAUCAUCAUUCUCUGCUUGGUUUUCACUGUGCUCACGGCCUUCCUGGUGUGGCCCCGCCUGGCCUCCUGCCGUAGCAAGGGCAAGGUGUCAGGCCCCCCAGCAGGUGCCAGCUUCUCCAGCGGGCUCGGUCGCUCCACGCACACCCUCCUUAGCCGUGGCUUCCAGAGCUGGGGCACGUGGGUGGCCUCAUGGCCGUGGAUUGUCCUGGUGGUGUCCGUUGCUGUGGUGGUAGCCUUGGCAGGGGGCCUGGCCUUCAUGGAGCUGACCACAGACCCUGUAGAGCUGUGGUCAGCCCCCAGCAGCCAGGCCCGGAGUGAGAAGGCCUUCCAUGACCAGCAUUUUGGCCCAUUCCUAAGAACCAGCCAAGCGAUCCUUACAGCUCCCAACCGGUCCAGAUACAAGUACGAUUCCCUGCUGCUGGGCCCCAAGAACUUCAGUGGAGUGCUGGCCCCUGACCUGCUGCUGGAGCUUCUGGGGCUGCAGGAGAGACUUCGGCACCUGCAGGUGUGGUCCCCACAGGAGCAGCGCAACAUCUCUCUGUCGGACAUCUGCUUUGCGCCCCUCAACCCUCACAAUGCCAGCCUCUCUGACUGCUGCAUCAACAGCCUCCUGCAGUAUUUCCAGAACAAUCGCACACUCCUGCUGCUCAAGGCCAACCAGACGCUGAUGGGGCAGACCGCCCAGGUGGACUGGAAGGACCACUUUCUCUACUGUGCCAACGCCCCCCUCACCUUCAAGGAUGGCACAGCCCUGGCCCUGAGCUGCAUGGCUGACUAUGGAGGCCCGGUCUUCCCAUUCCUUGCUGUGGGAGGCUACAAAGGGAAGGACUACUCCGAGGCAGAAGCCCUGAUCAUGACCUUUUCCCUCAAUAAUUACCUGCCCGGGGACCCCCGGCUGGCUCAGGUGAAGCUCUGGGAGGGGGCCUUCGUGGAGGAGAUGCGAGCUUUCCAGCGUCAGGUGGCCGGCAAGUUCCAGGUCACAUUCAUGGCAGAGCGGUCCCUGGAGGACGAGAUCAACCGCACCACCGCCCAGGACCUGCCCACCUUCGCCAUCAGCUACCUGGUCAUCUUCCUGUACAUCUCCCUAGCCCUGGGCAGCUACUCGGGCUGGCGCCGAGUGCUGGUGGACUCCAAGGCCACGCUGGGCCUGGGCGGGGUGGCUGUGGUGCUGGGAGCCGUCGUGGCCGCCAUGGGCUUCUUCUCCUACCUGGGCGUCCCUUCCUCCCUGGUGGUUCUUCAAGUGGUGCCUUUCCUGGUGCUGGCCGUGGGGGCCGACAACAUCUUCAUCUUUGUUCUGGAGUACCAGAGGUUGCCACGGAGGCCUGGGGAGCAGCGGGAGGCGCACAUUGGCCGAGCCCUGGGCAGGGUGGCACCCAGCAUGCUGCUGUGCAGCCUCUCUGAGGCCACCUGCUUCUUCCUAGGGGCCCUGACCCCCAUGCCAGCUGUGCGCACCUUCGCCCUGACGUCCGGCUGCGCCCUAAUCCUGGACUUUCUGCUGCAGAUGUCGGCCUUUGUGGCCCUGCUUUCUCUUGACAGCAGGAGGCAGGAGGCCUCCCGUCUGGACAUCUGCUGCUGCCUCAGCUCCCACGAGCUGCCCCCACCCCGCCAAAGCGAAGGGCUCCUGCUCAGAUUCUUUCGCAAGGUCUACGCCCCACUCCUGCUUCACAGGGUCACCCGUGUGGUUGUGCUGCUGCUGUUCGUGGCCCUGUUCGGAGUGGGUCUCUAUUUCAUGUGCCAAAUCAGUGUGGGACUGGACCAGGAGCUGGCUCUGCCCAAGGACUCAUACCUGCUUGACUAUUUCAUCUUUCUGAACCGCUACUUUGAGGUGGGGGCCCCAGUGUACUUUGUCACCACUGGGGGCUACAACUUCUCCAGUGAGAUGGGUAUGAAUGCCAUCUGCUCCAGUGCAGGCUGUGACAGCUUCUCUUUAACCCAGAAGAUCCAGUAUGCCACCGAGUUCCCCGACCAGUCUUACCUGGCCAUUCCUGCCUCCUCCUGGGUGGAUGACUUCAUUGACUGGCUGACCCCAUCCUCCUGCUGCCGCUUAUAUGCCUUUGGUGCCAAUAAAGACCAGUUCUGCCCCUCGACUGUCAACUCUGUGGCCUGCCUGAAGAACUGCAUGAGCUUCACCUUGGGCCCUGUACGGCCAUCAGUGCAGCAGUUCCACAAGUACCUGCCCUGGUUCCUCAACGACCCACCUAACAUCAAAUGUCCCAAAGGGGGCCUGGCAGCAUACAGCACCUCUGUGAACUUGGGCCCUGACGGCCAGAUUUUAGCCUCACGGUUCAUGGCGUACCACAAGCCCCUGAAGAACUCGCAGGAUUACACGGAGGCUCUGCGAGCAGCUCGUGCGCUGGCAACCAACAUCACUGCUCACCUGCGGGAGGUGCCGGGCACUGACCCGGCCUUCAAGGUUUUCCCCUACACGAUCACCAACGUGUUUUAUGAGCAGUACCUGACUGUGGCCCCUGAAGGCCUCUUUACGCUCAGCCUCUGCCUGGUGCCCACCUUUGCCGUCUGCUACCUCCUCCUGGGCAUGGACCUCCACUCUGGCCUCCUCAACCUGCUCUCCAUCAUCAUGAUCCUCGUGGACACAGUGGGCUUCAUGGCCCUGGGGGGUAUCAGCUACAAUGCUGUGUCCCUCAUCAACCUGGUCACGGCAGUGGGCAUUUCUGUGGAGUUCGUGUCUCACAUCACCCACUCCUUUGCCAUCAGCACCAAGCCCACCCGACUAGAGAGGGCUACAGAGGCCACUGUCUCCAUGGGCAGUGCGGUGUUUGCUGGUGUGGCCAUGACGAACCUGCCUGGCAUCCUCGUGCUGGGCCUAGCGAAGGCCCAGCUUAUCCAGAUCUUCUUCUUCCGCCUGAACCUCCUCAUCACUGGGCUGGGCCUGCUUCACGGGUUGGUCUUCCUGCCAGUCAUCCUCAGCUACCUGGGGCCCGAUGUCAAUGCAGCUCUAGUGCUGGAGCAGAAGUGGGAGGCAGAGGAGGUAGCGGUGGUGGCCAGAAGAGCCUCCUGCCCAAAGCACCUGGCCCCCAUGAGCUCAGCCAACCACUCACAUCAAUGGCAGUUUUGA
Molecule: messenger RNA, 4059 nt
Organism: Manis pentadactyla (Chinese pangolin)
Lineage: Eukaryota; Metazoa; Chordata; Mammalia; Pholidota; Manidae
Gene: NPC1L1
Product: NPC1 like intracellular cholesterol transporter 1
Exons: 19
Coding region: 124-4059 (1311 amino acids)
Cellular component (GO): membrane
Molecular function (GO): lipid carrier activity
Source: RefSeq, a predicted model, not a curated record